GAUCAUUCCUGAAUCCCCUCGGUGGCUGAUCUCCCAGGGAAGAUAUAAGGAGGCAGAAGUUAUUAUCCGAAAGGCUGCAAAAAUAAAUGGUGUUCCAGCCCCAGAUGUGCUUUUUGACAUCGGAGAGAUGGAGGAUUGGAAGCCUCAGCAGCAGCAGAAGGCUAUCCUUCUGGACCUAUUUCGAACCCGAAACAUUGCAACUAUUACUAUUAUGUCAUUACUUUUGUGGUUUUUCACGUCCGUUGGUUACUUCGGCCUGUCCCUCAGCACUCCAAACUGGCAUGGCAAUGCUUAUUUCAACUGUUUCCUCUCAGCUGUCAUUGAAGUUCCAGCUUAUGUGAUUGCCUGGCUUCUCCUCCGCUACCUCCCUCGGCGCUACUCCUUAUCUGGCACCUUCUUUUUAGGGGGAGGUGUCGUCCUCUUCAUUCAGCUGGUUCCUGCAGAUUUUAACGUCCUGUCUGUUGUCCUGGUGAUGCUUGGAAAGUUUGGCAUCACGGCGGCGUUUUCCAUGCUGUACGUCUACAACGUGGAGCUGUACCCCACCCUGGUGAGGAACAUGGCAGUCGGUGCCACCUCCACGGCCUCCAGGCUGGGCAGCAUCAUCGCUCCUUACUUCGUUUACCUGGGUGCCUACGACAGGUUCCUGCCAUAUAUCCUGAUGGGAAGCCUGACUGUGCUGAUUGGGAUCCUGACCCUGUUCCUCCCGGAGAGCUACGGCAGCCCCCUGCCCGAGGCCUUUGAGCAGAUGCUGAAGGUGAAGUGUUUCAGAAACGGGCAACAAACCACUGGCAUUAGGAAUUCAAAGGAGAGUCCUAAAACUCUGGUAACCCCUUUGUGA
This is a messenger RNA of Merops nubicus (carmine bee-eater), 838 nucleotides long. RefSeq names its product solute carrier family 22 member 4-like. The transcript is spliced from 6 exons. The annotation marks the transcript as partial. Gene Ontology annotation, molecular function: transmembrane transporter activity. Lineage: Eukaryota; Metazoa; Chordata; Aves; Coraciiformes; Meropidae. Gene Ontology annotation, cellular component: membrane. Gene Ontology annotation, biological process: transmembrane transport. The record is from RefSeq and is a predicted model, not a curated record.